UGCUCAUAUACACGUGAUCCGGGGGCCUCGGUAGUCCUCGGUCGCCCUGCCCCGCGGCCUGUUCUUCGGUCUCCUUGGCUGUUACUACUCUCUCUCUCUCUUUUACUUGCCUUUGCCUCCUCUCAUUCUCUUCUUGUCUUCUGUUGGACUCACUUCUUUGCGUGUUCUUGUACAUACAUCCUGCAUCCCUAAACACUACUAUUAGUUGCCUGUUUACUACGCUUAUUGUAUAUCCUGUUGCCCCCAACAUAGCAAGCAAUCCGACGCGCUCCAUCUUCCCAGCUCUUGUUCAAUCUAGUCGGCACCAUGAGUGAUGCUCUAUGUGGUCCCUCGAAUGCGCUGCAGAACUUUCAAAAGCAUGCAUCUGUUGAUCGUACCCUCCAGCAAGAUAGAAUUAUCUCUCGACAGUCGCCUUCUCAACAGGGGUUUCGAUCUCAAAAUCCAACUCAAGGGGUGCUUGAUCCCGAAUUCGCUGCCUUCGAGUCCGGUCUAGCAGGAGCGCCCCCUCCCGAUGUACAGCAUGCCGUCCCUUUCGUUCCUCCCUCGCAUCAUUUCCCAGUAUCGAGCCCGGCAGAAUCGUCAAACUGGGCGGCAGACUUUCAAAAUAUGCAUAUUUCGGGACCUCCGCAUUCACUCCAUCAAACAUCAGGACCAUCUGUAGCGCCGAUGGCGGCUGUUUCACAACAGGGUUGGCAUAACGAGUUCGCUAAGCAGCAACAAUCCUCUUAUCAGCAGCACCAGCCGCAUGUCCAAGGGCUUCAGCCAUCCUUUACACCUCGCUUCCCUAUGACCAGUGCUGCUUUCCCUCCUAUGCAAGCCACUACAGCAAAUCAGCAACCGAUGGCAGACACAUUUGAUGAAUCGGCGUUUGAAGCUGCUUUUGAACAGGCGCGAGCAGACAUGAUGUCGCAGGAAACCGAGACUACUCCUGUUCACGCUGAGGAAGUCAUGGAAGAGACGGAUCAAGUUGUGGCUGAAAGCACGGAAGGGAAGAUCAAGAUUGGAUCGGAUACUAUUCCCCAGACCGAUAAGAAUGAUCAACAGGCACGGGUGAACGAUGCGGACGAGCUCGCCAGAACCGCGGGCCAGCUUUUGGAUAGCGUCAAACAUGAUCAAAGCCAGAAAUUCAAAGAAAGCAACUUUCUUGCCUUGAUGCGCCGUAUUCGCGACCGCGAGGUCCAAGUCGAGGGGGAUGAAUUUCGCGAAGUCAGUACCAGCAGUCCGUGAAAUGAAAUCAAAUUCGGCUGGCGUGGAACGAACGCUGAUUCCGCAUCCACUGCAUCCAGGCGGCAAAUAUUAUCCGGAACGUCGGAAGGAACGGCAAGGGCAGAUAGAAGGAGAUACGGACCAGCAUGCCCGCGGAGACGC
Aspergillus welwitschiae is the source of this 1368-nucleotide messenger RNA. RefSeq names its product protein pex20 (gene pex20). The record is from RefSeq and is a predicted model, not a curated record. Bases 307 to 1227 code for a protein of 306 amino acids. NCBI's taxonomy places the organism in Eukaryota, Fungi, Ascomycota, Eurotiomycetes, Eurotiales, Aspergillaceae. The transcript is spliced from 3 exons.